AUGGUCUACGGCGUCUGGGCGGACAUACACGACCGCGAGAAAACUCGACUCUACGUGGGCAACAAGGGUCCGCGCAGAGAACGCGAGGUCCUUGUCGUGCGUGACCUGCGCACGUACUGCGUAGACACCCGGGCCAAGGAAGAGGAAGAGCAGAGCAACGUGGUUGCUGUGGAGGACUCGCCCGAGAAGGCCAGCAGCUCCAAGACCAAACAACAGGAGCCUGGCCUGAAAGAGACGCAGGAGGCGAGCCAGGCGGACAGCCUCACGAGGGAGUUGACGGACUUAGUGGCUGAAGCCCAAAGAGCUCAAGGUGAUGCCGAAGUGGCGUGGGAGAAGGACUUGACUACUUGCAUGGACACUAGCUACGAGCAGUGUGCUCUGGAAGAAAGCCUGCAGAUGGCAAACAAGAAACAGAAGAAGAACGCUUGGAGUGCAAAGGCAAAGUCAUGCCCAGCAGACAGCCGCCGAGGACAGAAGAACAAGAAAGACGUGUCUGAGGAAGAAGCGCAAGCUGGGAAGAAGGCACGACCAGCUGUGUCGUAA
This is a messenger RNA of Symbiodinium natans, 543 nucleotides long. The record is from the annotation of a GenBank genome assembly. NCBI's taxonomy places the organism in Eukaryota, Dinophyceae, Suessiales, Symbiodiniaceae.